CACACUGAUGUGCCUUAUUAUAAAUAAUAACACGCAUUAAUAGAUAACAAUGUAAAUGCCAGAAUAUACUUUUCAUAUCAAUCUCAUCAACUAGUAGCUCCUUCGUGUUUAAUUUCAUACUUAUAUUUAUAACGCAUAAUAUCUAUUUCAUUUAUAAUAUCUAUGAUAUUUGUAACUUGUUGUUCAUAUCUAUAACAAACAAAAUUUUCCACAAUUUCCCUCGAAAUUGCUAAAAUCUUUCUAACGAAUCAAAAUUCUACAUGGUAAUACAGAUGCCCGAAAAAUAGUACCUUCAAAAUAGUCCGUCCCUGGCUUGCAGUCGGUUUGCCCCCUUAUAAAGGGAACCCACGCGAGAGCGCCGGUCGCAUACCAUGGUAGCGCGUCGUUCGAAGCUCUAGGUAACGAUUCAACGUGUAAUUGCUUUUAAUUCCUAGCACGCGUGUGUCUACGUAUUAGACAAAAACUCUAGUGAUUCUCAGUGACGUACAUAGUCUUAUCUCAAAUCAGCCACACGAUGCGUAACAGAGCCGAAGAGAUCGAGCCGCGUGGCGAUGUAGUGCAUGGCCAGUGAAAGACACGCAACCUUUAUCCUGCUACGUGUUUAUAUUCGCCUUUGUGGUCAUGGAAACGGUGAUCUGACGUUUCGUCCUGGAUAAUCGUCGUAAACGCGCUUAGUGAACGUUCCUUGGCAACGUGCUUCAUCAAGAAACCGGCCAGUUUCUUUGAGCUUCGACGGCCAGUUCCAAGCCACGCUUCACAGCCGGUCGAAAUCAUCGUGACUAUGUAACGACCUGUUAAGGGAUAUUGAAUUAUUGAUGACCUCAUGAAUUGUCAUUGCUCCAACCAUGAGUUAUUAUUAAUCGCUCGAGAUCGAUAAGAAGGCACAUAUUUAUCGAGAACAUCCAGCAGUGAACGUCCAUAAUGGCUUUGGCAAAGAUCAAGAGUUUUAUAGACACGGGGCUGAAGACCGUGUCCACGCCGUUAGAUCGCACGGUGAAUCUGGAACCGGAAGUGGGCAUUAGGAUCGUUCAUUCGAUCAACGAGAAAGCGCUGCAUGUGACGGUACUGGGAGCUCGUCACUUGCCACAGAAUUUUGGCUUCACACGCGUCAACAGCUACGUAGUCAAGGUGAAGCUAAUACCGGGAAAGGAGAAGUUCGAGACAACGUCGAAGAACGAGUCGUGGCCGCAAUGGAACGAGGAAUUUACGUUUCCUCUACGCAAAGAGACGAAACAGAAAUUUGGUAAAACAAAAGUGGUAGAAGAAGAAAUCAGUGGAUCCAGAUUCAUCGUGGCGACUUUGUACGCGGUUCUCGAGGACAAACCAUUGAUAGCGACUGAGAAGAAGGAAGAGAAGACUUCGUCUUCCACUAAAGAAUCUCCAAAAAAGGGGAAUAAGAAAAAAGAUGGUCAGGGUGCCUCUUCGGAGAAUCAGGAGCCAACGAAGAAUAAAUUACUCAGUCAGUUGUUUAAUAAGGGAUCGGAUAAAUCUGCGGACACUACAACAACGGAAAGGAAACUAUUUGAUAAGAGACGUACUGUAGGCGCCACGACGAUUUCCCUGGACCCGAAAAAUUUCACCACAAAGCCACACAAAGCAAAACACCCAAGUGAUGUGUCUACUGGAGAUAUGUGGAAGCCAUUGCGACCAAUUGCUAGUGGCAUUUCUGGAGCUGAAGACAGGAAGGAAAAUAAGAAAGGCCAAGUGGAGUUGUCACUGUGCCAAGAAAAAACGGACAAGAACGAAGAGGGUAGCGAAAAACUGACACUGUCUCUGCAUCGUCUGAGAUGUUCGUUACAGACAAUGCACGAGCAUGAAGCCUUGAAAGGACAGAUGUAUAUCAAGAUGUCUGUUGUAGACAGCGGUAGAGUGACUCAUUUCUGGAAAAGCGAUCGUUUCGCACCUUGCGUGUCUAUGAAAUUCGCGCCAGACUCGGCAAGAGUGAUCGCGGAUAAUCCGUAUCAGGGAGCACUGAAGGAUGUUAGCUUUGUUGUUAAAUUCGUCUCGAAAAAUAAAUUAGGAAAGAAAACGACUGUUGGUCAUUUUGUAAUAGGACCAGAUGUUGGUGGAACCUAUGGUGAACAGUGGAAACAGGCUCUAGCGAAAUCGGGACAACAGAUAACGAAAUGGCAGGCAUUCGAGUGAGAACGUGAAUAGAUCAAUAAACUUCGACGUCUAUUCAGUUUUCCUUCGAGUAUAAACCUACUUUCGAUUCGCGCGAAUGUUAUGAAUAUUUAAGCGCACGGUCGAUAGUGUCGUUCCAAAGAAUACUUAUGUUAGGCAAACAUCUGUGAAUAUGAAAGGCAUUCGUAUUGUAAAUUAUUUCUUUCGUGAAAUUUACUUUUAUUCCGCUUUCCUUAUUUUUUUUGAUUCUUUGUAAGACAACCUGCACAAAAGUAUUUUAUCGAUUUGAUUGUACAUAUCGAUUGUUUUAUACAACCGUCCUCGAUUCCAAGACAGAUUUGUGAAAGUUUCUGCCGAGGAUCGGAAUAAUAGAACCGUCCAAUAAAUAAGUGGUUACCACCGUUGAAUAGAAACGAAUACGAAAUUCAUCGAAUCCUAAUUGUGAAAGGGAGAAAUGAAGAUAUACAUUAAAUUUUGUGCCAGAGGAAAUUGUAAGCAGAUAAUUAGCAACUGCUCAGUAAGAUGUAUAAUAUGGACAUAACGAUGCGUUUUUACUCUAUUUAAAUCUAGCGGAUCCACUUUUUAUUUUGUAUUAGCACUUUUCUGAGGUACUUUUAAGAUGAAUCAGAAAAUCAAUGGAAAAAUAUUUUUUUCUUUUUUUUUUGACAUAUGUAGGAUAUUUUACAUUAUGACGAUUUUCAAUUUGUUUAGUAGAAAUGGUAGUGAUAAAUAUUUCGCUCAUUGUUUCAAAUGUAAUUUUGUUCGAAAGUAGGCAUUAACGUAUUAUAUCUUAAAUAAUUGUAUUUUGUUUAAAGAAUUAUUUAUAUCGCUGCAAUUAAUUGCAUAUGUAUUUUAUUACGGAAAUUAAUUGUAUUUCGAGGAAUAUCGUUAAGGUCUAAACAGUCACACCAAAAGAUUUAUAUGUACAAUAUCAUUAACGCACGCAUCUGUAUGACAGAGAUAUAUUUUAUAUGUAAUACACCUGUUGUUAUACAUAAAGGAUGAUUUUUAUUUUUUUA
Messenger RNA from Bombus huntii, 3143 nucleotides. RefSeq lists its product as uncharacterized. Bases 922 to 2145 code for a protein of 407 amino acids. The record is from RefSeq and is a predicted model, not a curated record. The transcript is spliced from 5 exons. NCBI's taxonomy places the organism in Eukaryota, Metazoa, Arthropoda, Insecta, Hymenoptera, Apidae.